UUUUCUGCAAACUCCGGCCGCCACGAGACGGUCAUAUAGUGUUUGUAAACAAAAGAAAGAUCGCUAAUGGUUCAGGGAUAUAACGAGGGCGGAUCAAGAACCAAAGUUUCGGGGGAGGGGCAAAAAGUUUUUGUGUGGGGGGACCAAACAUUUUGGACAUUUUGGUAUGUAGCCUUCUCUGUCCUUUAUUGGGUGGGGCAGCAUUUUGUGACUUUUUAAACGCUUUGAAACAAAGAGAGAUGAAAUAGAGUAAAAACUGCCGUUCUAUUUUUGACUCCAUGGGGGGCGGCCCUUGUCCCCCGCCCCCCCCCCCCAAUCCGUCCUUUGGAUAAAGAGGAAAGUGGAGCUCCAAGUAAUGGGGAAGAGCAAGGGUUUAUAAUCCACGGAAAUUAAUCGGUGCACAGUUUGAAAACAAGGAAGAAUACCGAGAAAUAUUUGAAAUUAGAAAAAAAAAAUUAAGCAAGGUCACACGGAACUGUGCACACCAAAUGGCGUGUGCGGAAUUCUUGUGGACUAUUUGUAACUUAUUGAUGCAGAUUGAAAUUUUCUACCGAACUCGAAUACCAUACGACAACCAUUAAACAGACGUUUUCAGUGGCAUUGGUGUCUUGUCCGCCUAAUAGUUGGCACGCCCUCUGUAUCGAAAUGAAUAGUCUCGACGUCAGAAAGUCAAUAACCGAAUGAGCAUUGCACGGUAGGCUCGUGCCCAGGUUUAUUAUACCUACAAAGGCAGUACACACACCGUGGUUUUUUGUUGGUGGUAUUGGGUUGUUUUUUUUUUACUGUGCCUGAAGACUUUUUUCCUGAUUUCAUUUAGCAUUUAUCAAAUGUCCCAAGCCCUCAGCGACGCGUUCAAAGUCCGGGAAAUUUAUAUAUUCAAAAAUCUCGUCGCACACGGGGACAGAGCGCGCAUGACCAAACAUCUGUAUGCAAAUUAACUGCACUGAGCAAACUAACUCUCGGAUAGAGGUGACCUUUGUCGUUCGACAGUCAAAGUCUCUGCGCGUGGCAGAUCGAAGGGGUCAAACUUCUGUUCAACUGUGGAACACUGAGGAAAGUUGCACUGCUAGACUCGCCGAGUGACAUGGCAACCCGGCAUGGAGUUUACAGCCCAGAGAAGAUGGGCCUAGCCUGCGUGUUAUGUUUCUAGUCUGUUCCCGGAUUGGAUGUUUGUUCUUGCACAUUCCGAGCUUCAUUGACUAUCCACUGUGGAGAUUCUUUGACCGUCUUCUGGCAAAAGCAGCGUGAGCAAGGCUUGGAUUAUCGUCCGUUUAUCCAGGAGAGAAAUAGAGGAAAGCCGAUGGAGAGUGACGCUUUCGGACCGUUUGAGAUGAAAGCCUUCUCAGCCAGCAAAAAACCUGUUCAUGAAGUUGCCGGACGUAACUUUGUUUUUGGUCCUUGGUCAAACGUGUUCGACUCCGCGCGUUUCCAGUGAUUUAGAAGAUAGUGCCCAAAAACUAACGCUCGUAUCAGCUUCAUAACAAGGUUUGAACCGUUUGAUGCUUCCACUGUGCUGUCAAAUCUGCGCUUCAACCACAUCCAGCUUCGCCAGCCAUGAUCUGGCAUGUCCUCGGGAAAGUGAGGCGUUUGUCAGGGCGGAAAGCCCGCCUGCAGUCGUUCCUGACCAACGCGCUGUACUGCUACGCGGCGUUCGUGCUGGCCGGCACGAUCGCACUGAUCCAUUUGCAGCCCCAGAUCUCCAGCAAACAGGUGAUCUUGGCCUACCAGGAGGGUGGCCUGGAGUCGGUUGUCGUCCAGCCACCGGAUUCCAAAGUUGAGACUGAUCCUCUGGAGGGAGGGAUAGGCCUGGAGAACCCGCUUGGUCAGGCUGGCCACAGGACGAAUGGCCAGUCGAACGAUUUGAAUCGCGACAAUCAACAAGAGAAGAGAGAGAAUCACCAAUCUCAUCCGGAGCAGCCAAAAAAAUGCACAAGAACGAUAGCGUCCCUGACCAAGUACUCCAAGUGGUUCCAUGACAGGUUCAAGCCCAACGCCAAAAUAUUCCUGGACGUGGAGGACCUCAAAAACCUCCGGAGAAUCUCCCUCCGCAACCCACCGUAUGGAUACAAAGGCAUAAAACGAAAAGACGUCAGUGAUAUUUUGCUGCAUGAAAACUUCACGAACCCCUCGGUUCACGUCCGAGACGAGAGGCAAGGCUGCAUCAGCUGUGCCGUGGUGGGCGCCGGGGGCAUCUUGAACGGUUCCGGGGCCGGCCUCGAAAUCGACAGCCACGACUACGUUUUCAGAAUGAAUCAAGUCGAUUUAUCUGAGAGAUUUGCCGAAGAUGUCGGCAAAAGGACCUCCUUCUACACUUUUUACCCGAAGUCGCAAAACUUCAGCACACGUGAAAAGGCGGUGCUCGCUUUUUACGCCGUGUUCAAGCCUUUCGAUGUGAACUAUGCUUUGCAAAUAUUAAAUCAGACAGACGACACAAAUCAUGUGACUAACAAUGGAACAAAGCCCUCCGAUAUCGAUCCUAGCAGGCUGAAGCUGAUUCAUCCGGAGUUUUUCCUGUACGUCACCAAAAGUUUUUUGUCAAGAAAUUCAGACCGACGACAGGAGCCAUUACAGUAUUCAUUGCUCUGCAUAUCUGUGACGAGGUCGCAGUCUACGGUUUUGGGUACAGUCCUGAGUUCACGUUGCACUAUUAUGACAGGGUGUUCAUUAAGCACCAUCGGAACUUGACCAUAAUGCACAGCGUGAACACAGAGCGAGAGCUGUGGCUGAAACUGCACGAUGAGGGCGCCAUCCGAUUAUUCAAAAGGGACCUAUCAUGAUUGGGCUCUUGUAGUUGGCCCGAUGAGCCCCAAAAUAUCAAAUUAGCCUUUUGUUUUUGCGAUCGUGCACUUUAGGAAAUGACAAGGGGGAGCAUGCAGUGAUUUUGCUUUGCUCUGGGUGUGCACAGACAAAAAAACGAUGCCAAACUUUUAGACAGAUGUUGCGCAAGCCUCCAAGUGCCAUAUGUAUCCACUGCUGCUUUGUACACUUUAAUCUGGCCACUUUUAGUCGUUUCAGUGAAUGCACCACGCUCUCGCUCGGAGGGUGCAGGGGGGUUGCGCGCCUCUUCAACCAACAGGGUGCCGUGGUUUGCCGGCGCCCCCGGAGUAAUGGUGUCUCCUCACUUAUGGAGCAGCCAUCUUGCUUUCCUACCA
This is a messenger RNA of Acanthaster planci (crown-of-thorns starfish), 3152 nucleotides long. RefSeq names its product alpha-N-acetylgalactosaminide alpha-2,6-sialyltransferase 2-like. Gene Ontology annotation, molecular function: sialyltransferase activity. The record is from RefSeq and is a predicted model, not a curated record. NCBI's taxonomy places the organism in Eukaryota, Metazoa, Echinodermata, Asteroidea, Valvatida, Acanthasteridae.